Molecule: messenger RNA, 759 nt
Organism: Acanthosepion pharaonis
Lineage: Eukaryota; Metazoa; Mollusca; Cephalopoda; Sepiida; Sepiidae
Source: the annotation of a GenBank genome assembly
AUGGGGCGAUCAAGAAGUCGAAGCAGGUCCACGAGUCGUACGAGGCACCGUGCAAAACACAAGAAAAGGCGCACAAGGUCGCGGUCUCGGUCUGCGUCUAGAGAUCGCGUGCAUGGCACAAGUCGACAUCACAGCAGAGCGCAAAGAUCCAGGUCGAAAGAUAGAAAAAGAGCUGCCAGGCGACGUUCAUAUUCUUCUAGUAGUUCAAGUAGUGAUGAAGACCUUAUUAUUCGUGCCAAAAGAAGAGAAGAAGAAGAAAAAAAAGCAGAGAUGGAACGGCAACGAAUAUUAAAACAAAAAGAACUAGAAGAAAAAUUAAUAGAAGAGGAAGUUGCUCGAAGGGUAGAAGAACUGGUUGCUAAGAGAGUAGAGGAGGAGUUAGAAAAGCGUAAAGAUGAGAUAGAAGCUGAGGUCAUGCGUCGAGUGGAGGAGGCUAAACGAAUAAUGGAAAAACAAAUGCUUGAGGAACUGGAAAGACAACGUCAAGCAGAACUAGAGGCACAACGCCAAAAGGAGGAAGAGGAGCGGAAAAAGCGAGAAGACCUUGAACGCAUAAUGGAAGAAAAUAAUAAAAAGAUUGAAGAAGCUCAGAGAAAAUUAGCGGAAGAACAGUUGAAAUUGGUUGAGGAACAGCGUAAAAUCCUUGAGGAGAAGCAAAGGAUGGAGGAAGAGGAGAGGAAACGAGUAAAACAGGAACAAGAUAGGAUUUUAAACAAGAAAAAUGCCCGACCAAAGUUAUCAUUCAGUCUGGGAAAAUAA